Molecule: messenger RNA, 1054 nt
Organism: Coccomyxa subellipsoidea C-169
Lineage: Eukaryota; Viridiplantae; Chlorophyta; Trebouxiophyceae; Coccomyxaceae
Exons: 6
Coding region: 105-533 (142 amino acids)
Cellular component (GO): nucleosome
Molecular function (GO): DNA binding; protein heterodimerization activity; structural constituent of chromatin
Source: RefSeq, a predicted model, not a curated record
GGCAUUUCUGCGGCAAGAAAGCUAGUUAGCCGUUGCUCAGAACCUUCCAAGAGACGAAAGUCUCGAGAAAGCAACAUUCGUGGUGCAGAUCUGGCUUGGGGGAAAUGGCGAGGGUAAAAGCUACCGCUAGAAAACACACAGGGUCGAGCCACCCUUUUCGAGCUCCUCAGAACACUAAAAAGGGUCAGCAGGGGGUGGUCAAGGCUCGCCGGGUGAGGAAUCCACUGUACAACACAAACAAGAGAGCCCGCCCGGGGACAGUCGCUCUCAGGGAGAUCCGCAAGUACCAGAGGUCCACGGCACUGCUCAUCAGGAAGCUGCCCUUCCGUCGGCUGGUGCGCGAGCUGUCUCAAAGUCUCUUGAAUGGCAUUCGCUUCCAGGAGUCUGCAAUGGAGGCCCUGCAGGAGGCUGCCGAGUCAUAUCUGGUGGGCAUCUUUGAGGACAGCAAUCUCUGCGCCAUCCACGCCAGACGCGUGACCAUCAUGCCAAAAGACAUGCAGCUGGCCCGCCGCUUGCGUGGAGAGAUUGAAUGAGCUAGUGGGUCCAUUGCAGCAGAUGAAUAGGCUGCCGGACAAGUGGAUGAUUCCAAGGUGAACAUUUUUAGAUGUAGUGGUUUCCCCUGCGCUCAAGACAGCCAUUUGCAUGCAGAGGGAGCGUCAACUGCUUCUGUGCCCGUCUUGUGUACUGAGCUGUGCAGCGCGCUCAAGAAUCCUAGCGCCGCAAGCCGAGAAUCUCAGACAUGUACUUGUCAGUUAGUGACUUGCAGGUGACCUGCAGCUGCUAGAGGUCCUUGGCACCCACAGAUGGUGUCAUUGGAGUGCAUUCUGUUGCAUAAUUUGCUGUUUGCUUUCAGUUGAAUAAAUGCACUUUGUGGGUUUUGUUUCACUGUUCCUCGUGAGCUGUAUUUGUUGCCCAGUUACGUGCGUUUUGGAGAGGCAUUUGAAUUAAAAUAACUUUCUGAAUUGGGGGCAUGGGACUGCUACUUCGGGCUGGACUGUCAGGAGUACCAAUGUGUAACAUCGUGUGUUCGCUUAAAUAUGUAAUGAGAUGGACA